This is a messenger RNA of Podarcis raffonei (Aeolian wall lizard), 2569 nucleotides long. RefSeq names its product N-myc and STAT interactor (gene NMI). Bases 780 to 2039 code for a protein of 419 amino acids. Lineage: Eukaryota; Metazoa; Chordata; Lepidosauria; Squamata; Lacertidae. The transcript has 11 exons. The record is from RefSeq and is a predicted model, not a curated record. Gene Ontology annotation, cellular component: cytoplasm.
AUAAACAAAUGUGACUGGUAAAGAAUAUCAGGUGCUUUGACUGGAUUGCUAUUAAAUAUUCCGAUAGGAUGUGUCUUGUUAAAAUAAACUUCAUGUUCCAGUGGAUUUAACACGUCAGACCUGCUCAAAUGACAAUUGCACUAUGAAUAUGCACUGAUGAUGCCAUCAUCCAUAAAAAGUUCUAUUUUCAGAUGUAGUCUCUCCUCAUAUUCUUUACAUUUAUUCUAAAACAAAUGUUUGCUUAAGUGUCAUGUAGUAGUGGAAGGUGUUUUGAAAAAGGCUGGACAGAGCUUUGGAAAUUAUUCUGAAUGUCCUUAACCGUUACUUACAAGGCAACAGACAGAUUACCUCAUGAUCUUUUCCUGUCUAGGUUUUAAUGAUUCAUAUUGAAUGAAAAUCUAUUAAUGAAUAUAGAGAAGGUCUUUUCUCAGCAGAUUUGUGUCACUAAUCUGUGUUGUGUCUCAUGUGGAUAAGAGCUUUUCAGUAUGAAUUCAGUACUUAAGAUAUCUUGAAUUAGGGCUACUAUAAGAAAAAUGUCCACUGAAGGUUAUUUUGUCAGAAAAGUGCAUAACGAAGUAAAAAUUGUGUCAGGGAAAAGGUAGUUUUUUGAUGUUCUUUUUUAGAUGACCGGGGUGCUGCUGGGUGCUGUUCUGGGCCCAUUGUUUCUCAGCACCUUUAUAAAUGACUUGGAUGAAUGGUAUUGAGGGGAUGCUUAUCAAAUUUGCAGAUGACAUCAAACUUGGAGGGUUUGCCAUUACUGUUGAAGACAAAAUCAGAAUAUGGAGGAAAGUGAGAUUACAGGAGCACUUGUAAAUGAGACGGAGAAUGUUAAAGAACCAGAUAAAUUAAAGAGUAUGGAGAAUGGUGAGCCUCCAGGCACACUUGGGAACAAAACAAAGCACCUUGGAGAACAGGAAAAAGACAAAACUACUGAGGAAGGCCAAGUUGAAGACCAGCGUGUCACAGAGGCGGAAAGGGAACGGCAAGAAUGGGAGGAGAAGGUUGCCAAAGCUGAAAAGGAAAAGGCCGAAACGCUUCUUUCAAAACUUGCUGCCGAUGAGAAGAGGUCCCGCUGCCAAGAGGAGUUCACAAAGCUAAAGGAUCAGGAAAACGAGGCACUGAGGGAAAGAAUGAUGGUGCUGGAGAAGCAUCAGGAAGAACUUUCCUUAAUAAAUUCAAAGAAUACUGAGCUGAAAAGGGAAAUUCAGGUCCUUAAAGACAGGCUUGCAGAAGAGAAAGCCAAAUGUGGAGAGGUUGCACAGAGAUAUCGGCUCAAAAACGACAUACCUGAGAAGAAGAUGAAGUUUAUGCGGUUGGAGAAUAUCAAGGAUGAGAACAUGUAUAUGAACAUAACCUGCCUUUUUCACAUAGCGACAAAAAUCCCAUUCAGGCUAAGCCAAGGAGAAGCUCUCAUCACGUUUGAAGAGGAAUGUGUUGCCCAGGGACUGAUCCAAAAACACUGCCAUAAUGUGAACUUUGAAAGUAAGAUGAUAGCUAUGAAAGCUCUGCCUGUUAUCCUGGAGAGGGGAGUAACAUUUGAGCUCCAUGCUAAGAUCUCUAGAAAGCAGAUUAAUGUUUCUAACAUCCCACACCUCAACAUCCCACCAGAAUGGAUGAGAGAUAAGUUGGAACUGAAUUUGUACAAAGCUAAACUGGGAGGAGAAGUGCAGAAUGUGACCUAUGACCAGCAGUCCCAGAUGGCCCUCGUUACAUUUGGCCAGCCAAUAGCUGCUAACAACAUUGUGAGAUAUGGAAAAUGCCCUUUCCGUACAGGUGAAAGGACUCAUUUUGUCCUGGUUUCUCCUAUCAUAGAGAAGACUCUGAAUAGAUUUCAGAUAUUUUCAGGGAUUUCCAGGAGAACCAUACUGCUAACAGGAAUCAAGGCAGAAGAGGAUGAUGAUGAUGAAAGUGUGCAAGAUAUGAUUGCAAUCCACUUUCAGAAACCUAGAAAUGGUGGUGGUGAAGUGGAAAAUGUCAAAUUCGUUUCACAAGGAGCCAAAGUUGCUUACUUUGAGAAUGAUGCAGAGAACGUUAUAUGACAGAGGAUGAAGUUGAACUCGACUUUCCAUUCUGCAAAGGGCUUCACAGAACAAUAAACAUGCUCUGUAUUUUAUUUUAUUUUAUUUUAUUACACUGGAUGGUGUGCCUGCUUUUUUUCUAAAUCAAAAGUCAUUUUUCACAGAUAGGAAGGUUCUCCUCUGAUCCAGCAAAAGUAAUGACAAACAGUGCAAUCCUAUCUAUGCAUGUUUACUUAGAAGUAACUCUCACUGUUUUAAAUGGGGUUUACUCUGAAAUAAGUGUGCAUUGGUUUGCUGCCUAUGUUCAUCAGACUGUAAAGAACACAUCACUAGGCAAGCACUGAUUGAUCUUAGCGCCACAAUAGGAAACAAACCCCAACAGAGAUGAUGGCUGAUAUAAGAUGACCACGAGUCCUUUACAAUCUCAGGAAAUUCAUUAUAUACUAAGUCUUUAGAGUCAAAGGUUCAUUGCAGAUAGCUAAUAUUGGAUCCUAGAUUGCUGUUAUGGUCAAUACAAUAUAAGUGCUCAUAAUAAAUUGGUGUGUUUCGAA